CGUCGUCGUGUCCUCCGCCAGCAGUUCUCUUCGAUCGUCCGGUCCACACAUUACUUUUGAUUUCUUGAUCCUGUUCUCCACUCUUGGCAUCUAUUCUAGAGUGUCGCCAUCUCCAAACUCUACCUUCAAUCUCAAUUUUAGCCUUUUAGGAUUCAGAUUUAUACCCAAAGUCCAAUUCCCUGUUCUUUUCUUUUUAAAAAACGAAGCUUUUCUUUUUUCCUCCUUUCAGUGCAGAAUAGGAUUUUUUUCCCAUAUUUUUGUUCUUCUUUUUUUCUCACGUGGUGAGAAUUUCAUACUAAAGUUUGUGUGCGUUGGGGUUUAGGGUUAUCGUUAUAGGAUUUUAUAGUUUUAUUUGAGCUUGUGAAAGAUGGCUCCUUGGGGUGGGGUAACCUGCUGUUUGAGUGCGGCUGCUCUUUAUCUUCUUGGGAGGAGCAGUGGAAGGGAUGCAGAGGCCUUGAAAUCUGUUACCAGAGUGAAUCAUUUGAAGGAUUUGGCGCAAUUGUUAGAUACUGCUUCCAAGGUCUUGCCUUUUGUUGUCACGAUAUCUGGAAGGGUUGGUUCAGAUACGCCAAUUAGCUGCCAAUAUAGUGGCUUACGUGGAGUAAUUCUCGAAGAAACGGCCGAGCAACAUUUUCUUAAACACAAUGAUGCUGGUUCAUGGAUACAGGAUUCCGCCUUAAUGCUUUCCAUGUGUAAAGAAGUUCCUUGGUAUUUGGAUGAUGGAACUGGACGUGCGUUUGUAGUUGGUGGCCGAGGUGCCACGGGUUUGGUAUUGACUGUUGGGAGUGAAGUGUUUGAAGAAGCGGGUCGAUCCAUUGGACGGGGAAUGCUAGAUUAUCUUCAAGGUCUUAAGAUGCUUGGCGUGAAGAGAGUUGAACGUGUACUUCCCGUUGGCACACCCUUGACGGUUAUUGGUGAGGCUGUUAAGGAUGACAUAGGGACAGUUCGGAUCCAACGACCUCAUAAAGGCCCAUUUUAUAUCUCUCGUAAAACUAUUGACCAGCUUAUUAUGAAUCUUGGGAAAUGGGCGAGGUGGUACAAAUAUGCUUCAAUGGGGUUCACUGUCGUCGGUGUUUAUCUGCUUGUAAAACAUGCUUUCCAGUACAUUACGGAAAGAAGGCGCCACUGGGAGCUGCGUAAGAGAGUUCUUGCUGCUGCAGCUAAAAAAUCUGGACAAGAAGAUGAAGGUAGCUCGUUCGCUUUUUCAAUAUUCUACUUUUUUGUUGUUCACGUAGACGGUUUUCAUGUUCAAAUUUUACAUCUUCCACAUUCCUUUGUGUUUAUAGGUUCGAGUGUAAAAGAGGAAAACGGAGCGGAUAGUAAAAAGGACCGGUUAAUGCCAGAUUUAUGUGUAAUAUGCUUGGAGCAGGAAUACAAUACGGUUUUUGUCCAGUGUGGGCAUAUGUGCUGUUGCAUGGCGUGCUCGUCGCACUUGACAAACUGCCCGCUUUGCCGGAGACGGAUCGAGCAGGUAGUCCGGACCUUUCGUCACUAAACUCUAAAACACGAUUAAUCUUUUUUUCCCUCCCCUGCCCUUAAUACGAGACCUGGAUGAUUGUGGGGCCAAUACUUUUGCGUCUGAGGCCGCCUAAGAUGCACUACCGUGACAAUGAUACAGCUUCUGUCGAAACCGAAAUUGUGUCCUUCAAUUAUGGUCAUUCAUACAUCAUCGUGUAUGGUUCAGUGAAAUGAGCAGACUGAGAAUGAGUUGUGGGCUAAUUUUUCUCGAACUUUAUUCAUGACCUGUAAAUAGCACUGACCUGAAAUGGUUUCUAGCUUUGCAUUGUUUUUUUUGCACAUUUCUCAUGUUGUCACUAACUGUCUUAUGUAUGUAUGUUAUGUUCUGCUAUUUGAGUAAUCAAGAAAUAAACUAUGUUCAGGCUUCC
Molecule: messenger RNA, 1886 nt
Organism: Ipomoea nil (Japanese morning glory)
Lineage: Eukaryota; Viridiplantae; Streptophyta; Magnoliopsida; Solanales; Convolvulaceae
Product: E3 ubiquitin-protein ligase SP1
Exons: 11
Coding region: 368-1495 (375 amino acids)
Biological process (GO): organelle organization; protein ubiquitination
Molecular function (GO): ubiquitin-protein transferase activity
Source: RefSeq, a predicted model, not a curated record